AUGUCGUCGGAAUCAUCAAACAAAGAUACUGCUUCAGAUGGAACAACAUAUGGUGAUACAACUGGCAAAGGUGGUUCUGCUCAACAUGGUGGAUCAGGUGGUGCUGGUGCACCAAAUAUUACUGGUACACAUGGAGCCCCAACAGGAGGUGGAACGGCAACAACACAUCCUGAAGACAAUCAUGAUCAUGGUGAACAUUCUGAAAAGAGUGGUGACGAAAAGCAUUAA
Molecule: messenger RNA, 228 nt
Organism: Adineta steineri
Lineage: Eukaryota; Metazoa; Rotifera; Eurotatoria; Adinetida; Adinetidae
Source: the annotation of a GenBank genome assembly